AUGAGGAGUGGACAUGAGGAGUACCGAUGCGGCACCAGACAGCGCGCCACGCUCGGCACGCACCUGCCGCCGCCGCCGCCGCCGCGCCGAGCCGAGCCCCGCGCCCCACGCCCCCGGGAGCCGCCGCGGCCCGGCCAUCGCCCGAGGUCGCCGCCAGAGCCGCCGGAGCCGCCGGGCCAAGGCGCGGGCGCCGCAUCCAGGCCUGCCUUUGAGACAACCUCUGCGGCGGCGGCGCGCGGCCCGGCCGGGGACGCCAGGCUGGGGCAGCUCGGGCCCGGUGCAGGCCUCUCCUCUGCUCCCGCCGCUGCCGCCGCCGCCGCCGCCGCCGAGCUUGCAGCCCGGUUCCUUCCGCAGCCAGGGCUCAGGCUAGCUGCCUUCCCUGGGCGCCCUGUCCUGGAGCCAUGGGGCCCACCUAGCCCCUGCCUGCCCGGAUGUCCCGGCCCCGGGACGGCUGAUCUCGGCUGCAGGGGGACACCCCCCAACGCCCCCUCGCCAGCCUCAGCAGCCAGAGACCCUGGGUGA
Molecule: messenger RNA, 522 nt
Organism: Balaenoptera musculus (blue whale)
Lineage: Eukaryota; Metazoa; Chordata; Mammalia; Artiodactyla; Balaenopteridae
Product: wiskott-Aldrich syndrome protein-like
Exons: 3
Coding region: 1-522 (173 amino acids)
Source: RefSeq, a predicted model, not a curated record